Chironomus riparius is the source of this 1395-nucleotide messenger RNA. The record is from the annotation of a GenBank genome assembly. Lineage: Eukaryota; Metazoa; Arthropoda; Insecta; Diptera; Chironomidae.
UUUGUAUUAAUGACGCAUUAUUAAUCUCUACAGAGUCUCUUCUUUCUUUUGAUGUAUAUAAUAUGUCGCUUGUUUUCAAAAGUAUUUUAGUUGUUCACAAAUAAUCAAGUAAACCAGAGGACAGCAGAAAUUAGACACUGAAGAUGAAGAAAAUUUUUGUGAUUGGUGCUGGUGUGUGUGGAAUGAGUUCUGCAGUUCAAUUGGCUGAGUAUUUUCAAAACAAAAAUGUUCAGGUCAUUGUUAUUGCAGAAAAAAUGACACCUUUCACUUUAAGUGAUCUUGUCGCUGGAUUAUGGAGUCCAUAUCUUAUGGGCAAUACAGACCCUGAUAAGAUAAUUCAAUGGUCGAAAGGAUCUCAUAAAUUCUUUCAUGAAUUGUGGAUUAAUGGAUUAGCAGGAGAUUCAGGAGUAACAAUGACCCCUGUUCUUGGUCUAUCAACAGAAGAGUCUAGAUGUAAUCCAUCUUGGAGAGAUAUUCCAUUUGGUUUUCGUGAAUUGACCCCUGCUGAGGUGGAGAAAUAUAGCAAGGAGCAUGGGAGAAAUUAUCUUUCUGGAUAUCAAUUUGUGUCCUUUUGUUGUCAACCAAAGAAAAUGUUACCUUAUCUAACAAAACGAUUCCUUAAAGCUGGUGGAAAAUUUGAACAAAGAAAGAUUAUUAAUCUUGAAGAUGUAACUGGAGCGGAUUUAAUUAUCAAUUGUACUGGCUUAGGAGGCAAGUUUUUGGGUGAUGAUUUACUUCAUCCAAUUAGAGGACAAGUAACAAGAGUUAAGGCGCCAUGGAUGUACAGUGUUAUUAUUGAUAACAGCGACGACGGAAAUUAUAUUAUCCCAAAUGAUGAUAGUGUUAUUUUAGGCGGAACUCAUCAAGUUGAUGAUUACAAUUUGAAUGUUUCCAUACCUGAUCAUGAUUUUAUCAAUGCAGGGUGUCAACGAAUGGUCAAGAGUCUUGUAAAUGCGGAAAAGGUUAUAAAUGGAGUUGGUCUCCGUCCAGGAAGGAACAGUGUUAGACUUGAGACUGAACACAGAGGAAAUGGAAAAACUACAAUCAUUCAUAAUGUUGGUCAUGGUGGCUCUGGUGUUACACUUUCAUGGGGAUGUGGAACUGAAGUCUUGGAACGUGCAAUUGAUGCCAUGAAUACAAGUGCAAAAUUGUAAAAAAUAAUUUGUAUUCACAAAAUAAACAAACCAAAACAAUUUUUUUUAACGGUAAAAAUAUUUUUUGAAUGUGCUGACGUCGUCCGGAUUCCCCCUACAUAAUGAGCUUUAAGUAACAUGCUGUAAUGAAUGUUCUAACCGGCACAUGGAUUAUCUUCAAUAAUCUUGGAGGAUUCUUAGAUAACCAUAGAUUUUUAUGAUAUUCAUUGAAAUUGAAAUAACUAAGCGAAUCCAUCAAAAC